Messenger RNA from Salvelinus namaycush (lake trout), 2211 nucleotides. Its product is annotated as transcription factor RFX4. The record is from RefSeq and is a predicted model, not a curated record. Gene Ontology annotation, molecular function: RNA polymerase II cis-regulatory region sequence-specific DNA binding; DNA-binding transcription factor activity, RNA polymerase II-specific. Gene Ontology annotation, biological process: regulation of transcription by RNA polymerase II. NCBI's taxonomy places the organism in Eukaryota, Metazoa, Chordata, Actinopteri, Salmoniformes, Salmonidae. The transcript is spliced from 18 exons. Bases 1 to 2211 code for a protein of 736 amino acids.
AUGCAUUGUGGGCUGCUGGAGGAGCCUGAUAUGGAUUCCACAGAGAGCUGGAUUGAAAGAUGUCUCAACGAGAACGAGAGCAAGCGGUAUUCCAGUCACACGUCCCUGGGGAAUACGUCCAAUGACGAAAAUGAGGAGAAAGAAAACAACAGGGCAUCUAAACCACAUUCAACACCAGCUACCCUACAAUGGCUGGAGGAGAACUAUGAGAUUGCAGAAGGGGUUUGUAUCCCCCGCAGUGCUCUCUACAUGCACUACCUGGACUUCUGUGAGAAGCACGACACACAGCCUGUCAACGCCGCCAGCUUUGGGAAGAUUAUUAGACAACAGUUUCCACAACUAACCACAAGAAGACUGGGGACUAGGGGACAGUCAAAGUACCACUACUAUGGCAUCGCUGUGAAGGAGAGUUCCCAGUACUACGAUGUGAUGUACUCCAAGAAGGGGGCGGCGUGGGUGAACGAGACGGGCAAGAAGGAGGUCACCAAGCAAACAGUGGCGUAUUCACCACGCUCCAAACUGGGGACGCUCCUGCCAGACUUUCCAAAUGUCAAAGACCUAAAUCUGCCCGCCAGUCUGUCAGAAGAGAAGGUGUCAACGUUCAUCAUGAUGUACAGAACUCACUGCCAGAGGAUACUGGAUACAGUAAUACGCGCAAACUUUGACGAGGUCCAGAGCUUCCUGCUGCACUUUUGGCAGGGCAUGCCCCCGCACAUGCUCCCUGUCCUGGGCUCCUCCACUGUGGUCAACAUUGUGGGCGUCUGUGACUCCAUUCUUUACAAGGCAAUCUCUGGGGUUCUCAUGCCCACAGUCCUUCAAGCACUGCCUGAUAGUUUGACCCAGGUGAUCCGGAAGUUUGCCAAACAGCUGGAUGAGUGGCUUAAAGUAGCACUUCACGACCUGCCUGAAAACCUGAGGAAUAUCAAGUUCGAAUUAUCUAGAAGAUUUUCUCAGGUUCUCAAGCGGCAGACAUCUUUGAACCAUCUAUGUCAGGCGUCGCGGACGGUGAUCCACAGUGCAGACAUCACCUUUCAGAUGAUGGAGGACUGGAGGAACGUGGACCUGAACAGCAUCACCAAGCAGACACUUUACACCAUGGAGGACACACGGGAGGAGCAACGGCGGCUCAUCAUCCACUUGUACCAGGAGUUUGACCGUCUGUUGGAGGAGCAGUCUCCUAUAGAGGCCUACAUAGAGUGGCUGGACUCCAUGGUGGACCGCUGUGUUGUCAAGGUGGCAGGGAAGAGGCCUGGGUGCCUGAAGAAGGUGGCCCAGCAGUUCCUGCUCAUGUGGUCGUGCUUCGGGACACGAGUCAUCCGGGAUAUGACCCUCCACAGUGCGCCUAGCUUCGGCUCGUUCCACCUGAUCCACCUGAUGUUUGAUGACUAUGUGCUGUACCUGCUGGAGUCCCUGCACUGCCAGGAGAGGGCCAAUGAGCUCAUGAGGUCCAUGAAGGCAGAGGGCAACACAGCUGAGCAAGAGGAAGAGAUGAUGCUGACGGAGACCACGCCCACAUCCACGUCCCCAGGGCCCUUCUCCCCGGCCAAGUCUGUCACCUCAGUGGGGGUCCCAGCCGCCAGCUCCCCCGCUGCUGCCCAGUCCCCAGAGUACACAGGGGCCACAGCCACCACAGGAGCUGUUCAGUCAUAUACCUGGUCCCUUACGUACACAGUGACAACGUCAGGCGGCACCCCUUCUGAGGGCGGACAGCAGCAGCCUUGCAUGCGCAGUGGUGCCCCAGUGCCCCCUCCCUCCUCCGCCCAUCGACUGCCAGUCUACGCACACAGGGAUGAGCACGGGUUCACUGGGAGCUAUAACUACGGAAGCUACUCCAACCAGCACCCCCACUCCAUCCAGAGCCAGUACCCCAGUCUGGCCCAUGAACCGGGCAUUCCUGCCCCCCUCCAUUAUCCCGCCUACCACCGCACUUCUGCACAGUACCCACUCAACAGCCAGAUGUCACGGAUGGAGCCCUGCUUGAUGGGAGGUACUCCUCGGCUGCACCCUACGCCUGUGACCCCCCGGUGGGCUGAUGUCUCACCGGCCAACAGCUGUUACACCAGUUCCCCUAUACACUCCUCCCGCUACGCCGCCUCUGGAGACAUGUACUCCCCCCUGGCCCCUCGCAGGAACUCUGAGUAUGAACACUCUCAACACUUUCCCGGUUUCGCCUACAUCAACGGAGAGGCCACUACAGGCUGGGCCAAGUAG